UAGCGCAAUACGACGUCAUAAGUUUUAGUGUUUUUGUGUUAUUUUUAUUAAUUUACACGUACAAUAUUAUUUAGAAUUUGCUAAACGGCUAAACGCGUUUUAAGAUACAACAAAUCAAAGGAGAUAAUAGAUAUGCAAGGAGAAAAGUAGGCCAAUAUAUAUUUGAGAUAUUAACAUAGUAAACUCAACUCAAAAAAACUAAACAUUGAAAGUUAAAUUGUAACAAGAAAUACCACCUUACCUUAAAAGAAAAUGAGAAGAAAUGCGCGAUCAGUUCAUCAAAAUGAAGACCUUGCUCUGUUCUCCGCAGCCACAGCUGCGGCAGACGAUUUUCUUCAAAUGGAAAGACUGCCCGAACGUGGUGGUGGUGGCGGCGCCCAUAUAUCAAAUACACAGCAUCGCUUUGAAAACACCAUAGAAGCAAAAGUGGAACCAGGCGACACCUUACAGGCCAUUGCUUUACGAUUUCAUUGUUCCGUGGCAGAUAUCAAGCGGCUGAACAAAAUAGACAAAGACAAUGAAAUUCAUGCUCGUAAAGUUGUUAAGAUUCCAGUGACUGUAUACAAUGUUCUUUUGGAUAAUCUACCUACGGUACACAAAAGUGGAAAUAGUAGUCCGAAGAUUAAUGCGAAAGUAAAUGGAAAUGGCAGUCGAGAUAGUGACAGUGGGCUAAGCAGUAUAGUUCGAAAUCCUUUGGACGAUGCACAGGCUAUGUUAAGUGAGAAAUUAAUGGUCGCCUCUGUAAAUUCAUCAGGUGGCGAUGGUCCAUCUACUAGCAGAGGUUUGGCAGGGGGUGAAAUUCAUAUAAAUAAUAUAAUAAUGAAUUCCAAACUGAAACCCGGAAGUACAUACCACGACGAAGAAAUCGUUUCAGCAGAUUUAAAUGAUGCCUCCGCUCCUCUCAUCACCGAUAUAUUGGACGAUUCGACAAAUGUGCCUAAAAUCCAUCGUAUACGAGGACCUUCGCUGCGUACCAUCGAUUGGUCGGGAUCUGAUUGUGAUAUGUCUUGGAUAUGUCUAUUCGUUGUAAUAUUGGCUUUGUGUUUUGUCAUACCCUUAAUCUAUGUAUUCUAUAUUGCGGAACAUGCACACCACAAUGUCACAGGGUCAACAACCACUGCCACACACCAUUGACUUUGAUUACAAAGGAUCAUUUAAAACCUCAAAAAAACCCCACUCAGUUCCCACUCGGUAGUUAUACGGAUUUAAAAAAAAACAUAUAUGGAAAUAUAUAAAAUGACAAUUCAUUUCACAUUCAUUCCUCGCGAAAUAAAAUAAAAGAACACACAUACACCCAGGAAAAGUCUUUACAGGAUUUGCUUAAAGAAAAAAAAAAAAUUUUAAGCAGGUGAUUUUUUUAACAUCCUUGGUUUCUCUAAGAAAAUAUCAUUUAUUCUAAAAACUAAAAAUAUACCUAAUUGUAUAUAAAAUGCAAAUUCCCCUAACUUACAAUAACAAUACAUUUAAAUUAUUUAAAUUAAACUCAAUAUUUUACACUAAUUUUUUUAUGGCAUUCUACUAGGUACAUAUGUUUAGUUUUAUUUAAGCGCAAACCAACAAAGAAACUUCCAAAUUUUAGUGUUUUUAAAACAUCGAUUUUAUUAUUAUACAGAUACGUACAUAGGCUUACACGAGGUGUAUAUUUAUACACUAUGAAAACAGAAAAAACAAACAAAUAAAGAAGAAGAAUAUGUAUAAAAAUUUUUAAGAUAUCAAUAAAAGAUAAUUAUAAUUUGGAAA
Molecule: messenger RNA, 1740 nt
Organism: Stomoxys calcitrans (stable fly)
Lineage: Eukaryota; Metazoa; Arthropoda; Insecta; Diptera; Muscidae
Product: lysM and putative peptidoglycan-binding domain-containing protein 3
Exons: 3
Coding region: 253-1134 (293 amino acids)
Source: RefSeq, a predicted model, not a curated record